Molecule: messenger RNA, 1308 nt
Organism: Telopea speciosissima
Lineage: Eukaryota; Viridiplantae; Streptophyta; Magnoliopsida; Proteales; Proteaceae
Exons: 2
Coding region: 82-1308 (408 amino acids)
Molecular function (GO): protein binding
Source: RefSeq, a predicted model, not a curated record
UCGCUCGCGUCUCCCGUGUAUCUGUCUUCACCAUCGUCUCUCUGUGCGUGCGUGCGUGGCAGGAACCGGCGGCAGCCUGAGAUGACGUCACACCACCCAGCCGAGCUUGAUUCCGGCGCAGCAGACUCCGUGACUUCAUCCCCGCGAUCGGACCACGAGCUGCAUCCACAUGUCAGGUUCAUGUGCAGUUUCGGCGGUCGGAUCCUCCCUCGCCCCCACGACAACCAGCUCCGAUACGUCGGAGGCGACACACGUAUCGUAGCAGUUCACCGUACCACCAGGUCCUCAGCCCUCCUCUCAAAGCUGUCCAAGCUCUCCGGCUCCAACGAAAUCACCAUCAAAUACCAACUCCCCAACGAAGAGCUCGACGCCUUGAUCACCGUCUCCACCGACGAUGACGUCGAGAACAUGAUGGAAGAGUACGACCGCCUCACCCAAGGCUCUAAUUCAAAGACCGCUCGUCUACGCCUCUUCCUUUUCCCCGUCAACGGCUCCGUUUCCAGCGCCAGCAGCAUUAGUUCCAUCAUCGACGGUCAAUCUAAGCGCGUGCGCGAGCACUGGUUCUUCGACGCGCUCAAUGGUGGUGGAGGCGUUUCAGCAACGCCUUCCUUGGAGCGUGGUCGCUCCGAAGUUUCCUCUGUUGUCUCCGAAGUCCCCGAUUAUCUCUUCGGCUUCGAUAAUUCAGACGAGCCCAAACCGAAAACCAGGCCCACUUUGACCGAAAACGUAUCCUUUUCCGAUCCUGGUUCGCCGGCCUAUGGAUCAACCUCUUCGCAGCCCUGCGUUCCGUCGAUCUCUGAUCUUCCACCGGUCAAAACGAAAUUAGAGGACCCUAAUCAUGUGAGCGAUUCGAAGGAGAGCCAAAUCGAUGGUUUCAGGGAGACAGGUGAUCAGCCGGUUUCGCGGCAAACUGGGUACAUGGACAACACUACAUGGCAGUACUUCCCGGCGAGUCACUUUCCUGGUCCGGCGGUCCAACCGAUGCAGGUCUACUACAUGCCCGGUCCGGUUCCGCCCUGUAAGGUCCCCUCUGCAGCAGUUCCAGUUCCGGCAAAUUACGUUCAGAGAUUCCCGAUGGGAUUUGCACAUCCGGUUCAUGGUGUGGGUCAGGUUUACGCCGGGGGAGUGAAGGCGGUUACUGCCAUGGAACCAUAUGAUCAAUACCCACCAGGUGGAGUGGUUCCUGAACCGCAGGCGUACUACGCAGCGAGGAAUCCCGGGAUGAUUCCGUCUUAUCCUGCUGCUGGGGCUGAGUUGCAGGGGAGUGGUACUGAGACGAUUAUCGGUCGCGUUUCGCAACCGCAAUGA